Funneliformis geosporum is the source of this 977-nucleotide messenger RNA. Lineage: Eukaryota; Fungi; Glomeromycota; Glomeromycetes; Glomerales; Glomeraceae. The record is from the annotation of a GenBank genome assembly.
GUAAUUCCCUAUUUUGGCGAAAAUAUUUAUCGGCUAUUCUAACUCUGAAUGAUAUAAUUGCGGAAAAUGAUGAGAAAUUAACCGCAAACCUUGAUGAUACUCUAACCAAUUGUCGAGAAAUUCCAUUCAUAGCUAUUGAUAGCAUUCAGGUUUUCUUUGACAUUCUCGUACCAGACGGAGAGACUCUAGAAAAAUGCGAAGAAAGACAUACUGCACUAUCAAGAGCUUUUGGUAUAAUAAAUGAUUAUAAAGAAGUCACUUCCAUAGUUUAUGUUUCUCUUUUCGACACACACUAUUACGCAAAUGGAAUGAAGAUACAGAACCUUCUUAGCGCAUAUACUAUUAAACAAGAUAUGGUAAUUAGUACAAGAGUUUCUGAAAAUAUAGAAAAAGAGAAAUAUCCUGAUGCGUAUUUAUUUCCACCUAAAAAAGGGAUUGAAAAAGAAAGUCCUGUAACAGGAUUGGAUUUUACUUCAUUAUAUUUCAGUAUUAUCAUGACAUAUAACCUCUUUAUAGAAAAAUUUAUAUUUGAUCCAAAGGAUGCUAAUAUUCCAAACGAAAAGAAAGGCAUAUACCCAGCUGUAUUAGAGGAUUUAUUUAACAAGAGAUUGAAGCUUAAAGCACAUUUGAUCUCACUAGGAAAGAAAAGGCAACAUCUUGGAAAGAUGAUAAGUUCAGCUAAAGAAAGAGGCAAAAGGAUUCUGGAAAGCUUAAAUUUAGAAUACUUAUCUGUAUGCUUCGAUUAUGAUUAUUGGGAUUUAAAGCAAAAGGCUUUAAAGAACUACUAUGGCAGGAAAUAUAACCUUAAUCUGAUUGCUGAAUUCAUAUCAAAGAAAGUGUUUGAGAUAAAAUAUGAGGAUACUGAUUCUUUAUAUUUCACUUGCUCAGAUAGAAAGAAGAUUAUGAGAGAAGCUAUAGAUAUAAAUAAUACGCACUCAAUUUGCAAAAUUGUUGAAGAUACUCUUAGAAAAGCAUAG